AUGACCACCCUCACACCCCUCCAAUCCCGCUGGAAACAUCUCUACCACACCCACCUCCCCGCUCUAGCCAAAACCCGCGCCCCAGCCCAACCCACCUGGCCCGUCUAUCUUGACCAUUGUUUCGCUCGCAUCGUUCUCGACAAUGCUGUCGGAAAGGACAAACCUUGGACGGAAGUUGUCAAGGCGCCGGCGAUUAAGAACAUGACUGAGGCGCAGCUGGGGGAUGCGAUUCGGUUGGCGGAGGAGGUUGUUAGUGGUGAGGCGGAUUUGGUGGAGUUGGAUGAGAGGAGUUUGCGAUUGAGGGGGAAGAAGGGGAAGAAGAGGAAGGGGAGUGUUGGGGAGGAGGGGGAGGGGAGGGGGAAGAAGGGGAAAGUGGAGGAUGGCGAAACGGCUUCGGCGAGUCAGAAGGCAGCGAUCAAGAAGGAAAGCAAAGUCGAAGACGAGGAAAAGCCUCCAUCGAAAACCACGCCCAUCGAAGAAGAAUGA
Zymoseptoria tritici IPO323 is the source of this 486-nucleotide messenger RNA. RefSeq lists its product as uncharacterized. NCBI's taxonomy places the organism in Eukaryota, Fungi, Ascomycota, Dothideomycetes, Mycosphaerellales, Mycosphaerellaceae. The coding region runs from base 1 to 486 and encodes 161 amino acids. The transcript has 2 exons. The record is from RefSeq and is a predicted model, not a curated record.